Perkinsus marinus ATCC 50983 is the source of this 852-nucleotide messenger RNA. RefSeq lists its product as hypothetical. Bases 1 to 852 code for a protein of 283 amino acids. The record is from RefSeq and is a predicted model, not a curated record. The transcript has 3 exons. NCBI's taxonomy places the organism in Eukaryota, Perkinsozoa, Perkinsida, Perkinsidae.
AUGGCAUCCCGAGCCUACUCCGAUGAGUUCAUCUUCUGUGUUUUCCUUCCGUGGCUGGCUAUUUUCUGCAGCCUCAGCGUGCAGAGUGCUGCCCUUUGCCCUGCAGAUGUUGCAGUGGAGUUCUUGAGGGCCCACUGGGGUGAUGCCAGGGAUUUCUGGAGGAAAUGGGGUGACUUGGGCGAUGAUAACUGCAUAAGACGAUUUGCUGGCAAUGGGAUUAGAACUCUUGCGGAAAAGCUGGUAGAGGAUUCUAAGAUUACGGUCAAGUUAGCGACCGAAGUGGACAACCUGGAAGCUCUAUUGAGUGUUUAUGAUUAUGUGGUGGUGGCCACAGAAGCGCCCACUGCCGCUAGGCUACUUGAGAGUAUCGAUGCUGAGAGGGCCGCUCUGUUGAAGCGGUUGAAGCACGAGCGUAGUGUGGUCUGGAUGCACAGAGACCUCCGCAUGCUCCCCGAGGUGACCAACACUUCAUGGCGUUCUGGACUUAAUCUCUUCAUCGAUUCCUCUGCUGCUGCCAAUUGGAAACCGUUAGUCACUACCAAGCCGAUCAACGCAUAUGUAUCAGUGUAUCUACCCUCAUGCGACGCUGAACUGAAGAGUGAGACAGAAAGCAACGGGAAGGAUGUGGUAAUCCAGACGUGGGCACCACUUGGAUUGGUGUCACCAGAGCCUAAAGAGCUCCUUCGCAAGGCGUCCUACUUCACUCGUCCUGUUCUUACAACAGACUACUUCAACAUAGUAUCUACCUUGGUUAAGUCCAACGGGCGACAUAGAACAUAUCUAGCUGGCAGCUAUAGUUAUGCUGGCAAUAGGAAGAUACCUCUCUUGGAGAAUGCUAUGCUAUCGGUAUGA